Molecule: messenger RNA, 423 nt
Organism: Kwoniella shivajii
Lineage: Eukaryota; Fungi; Basidiomycota; Tremellomycetes; Tremellales; Cryptococcaceae
Exons: 4
Coding region: 1-423 (140 amino acids)
Biological process (GO): DNA-templated transcription; termination of RNA polymerase I transcription
Cellular component (GO): RNA polymerase I complex
Molecular function (GO): zinc ion binding; nucleic acid binding
Source: RefSeq, a predicted model, not a curated record
AUGGCUCCAACCAAAUCAUCAUCAGGAGGCUCGAAAGUAUCAGCACAUCGUAUAGGUUCAUUACUAUUUUGUCCGGCCUGUGGAACGCUGUUAGAUUUACCAAGGGACGAUCAAGAUGAGAUCGCUUGUCAUCAAUGCGGACGAAGGGAACCUGCAUCUUCGUACGAAAACCUUCCAACCAAAACGUAUUCAGCACCAAACGCUUUCCCAAGUGAAUUACGUUCCAAGAGGGCUUUAGUGCAAAAUAAAGUACAUGAUGGUGAAGCUGCUAAAGAUAGGGAUCCAGUGGCACAAGAGAAAUGUCAAAAAUGUGGACAUAUCGGAUUAUCGUAUAAAGAAAUGCAACUUCGUUCAGCGGAUGAAGGAUCGACAAUCUUCUACAAGUGUUUGAAUUGCGGUGAUCAAACUUCCACCAAUAAUUAG